CAGGGAGGUUGGACUAGAUGAUCUCCAGAGGUCCCUUCCAACCCAAACGAUUCUGUGAUUCUGUGAAAAUGGCGCAAAGCGAGACUUGUUCACCAUUUCUAGUGAGAAAUAUGUAUACUUGUUACAGUCUACAUUGACAGUAGUUUUGGAAGAGAAGGCAUCAGCUAGCUCUUGUCGAAGGGUUAUAUAGAUUAGUCUCAAUGGAGAGUGAACACUUUCAUGAUUUUUCUUCCUCAAGCAGACAUCUGGUGCUACUUCUGUCUUCUUGGAGGCAAUGACUCUUGCUUCCAGUACAUCUUCAAAUAUCUUGUUAUUAAGUAAUUAGAGAAUGAUUUUAAAAAGCAUUUUGACUGUGAAGAGCCCCAGUUAUUAUUUUUUCUGCUACCUGCUGGCAGUGGAGAGGAAGACGCUGAUGAGUCCUGCCUUGAUGUUUGCUGAAACAAACUGUAGAAAAAGGGCAGACCUGUGGACUCUAAAUAAUGGGACUAUCUGUAAAUAAUGAGACUCUUCAGGGCCCUUUGUAGACAGAUUGUGAAUUCCUGAUGAAACGUGUUAUUCAUCUUCACGCACAGGGCACAGUGUCUGUCCUGUGGUUCUGUCUUAGCAUUGGUCUAGCUACAUAUCAAGGCUAUAUAUUUCUUACAGAACAUACUUCUUAAUGUGCUCAUUGUAAUGAUGUCCAAAAGGACACUUUUUUUUUUUUAAUCAUUUCAGAGUUUUUCCAGCCAGAAAUUUUGUUUGGGCAAGAGAAAAACAAGAUGCAACAAAUAAGGUCAUUUGGUUGGGAUUUCUAGACAUCCAGACUGCAGGUGACCUGCAUUCUGGCCCAGUUCUGCAGCUAGGUAGCUGCAAAACCCAGCAAGUCACUUGGGUUGUACUGUCUCCCAGGCUGAUUAACUGAUCCUCAAGAUGAGGCACAUUUCCUCACCCACUGAGUGACGAUAGCCCGUCUCCAAGACCUUCUCCCUUUCCAUCUCCCAUCGUAUGAGUUAGAGGCUCAAAACCACUUUUAGGACAUCUGUCUUCUGUCAGUGACCUAAAGAGGGAACAGGGUUAUUUAACCUUUGCCUUGCUAUUGCCUGAGGAGCUGUCAAAAGCAUCUUCUAAAGGGGAACAAGCCCUUCAUGGCUUCUGUCUGUACUCCUCCAUCACCUGCAGUGCUUGUAUGAGAGUAUUUCCACAUAUAUUUUUCUUUUACAGCAAGCAAGUUCCCAGCUAUGGGAGGUUAACAAGCUGCUUGUGUAACUUAUCAUUACUCAUCAGCACAUCCCAUACUCAUUUGGAUCUCAGGGUGUGGCUUUAAUUAGCCAACUCCAUAAUAACACCCAGGUGAUAUGGUGAUGGAGUGACACCCUAGAAACCUUCUAAAUAGGAGUGUAGUAACCCUGUGUCUUUGGUAUAGUCUCUCAGAUUGUUGUUUGUCCAUCCUUCCUAUAUAGCUUUCAAGUCCAUUGGCUGUUUUCAGCCAGGUUGUGUUAAUGGAUUGAUCCCACAGAAAUGAUUCAAGCUCCUAGACCUUUCGUAGAAAUGUGCACCCAGAUGGAAGAGAAAGAGCAGUUUAAGUACCUGGACUGAGAAACUUGCUCUUGUUUAGAUAGCAGAAAAUCCACAGGAGAAGAAGAAUAUGUGAAUGCCCCAGCUACAGGAAAAACUGUUCUCAGGACUCAGUUAUUCAGUCUGAGCAACCUGGAAGAUAAGUAGGUGUUUUAUUACCCCAUAAUAAAUUUAGUCCCUGCUUUUCUGUAGCUACUUUUAAGGCCUGUCUCUUAUCUCAGAAGCUUAGUGAUGUCCUUCAGUUUGCUGGGCUUCUGUGGUCUUUAGCAUGUGUCAACCAAAUGUCACUGUUUUUUGCUGAAGCUGUCUGGGGCUUUGAAGUGGUCUGCCAUCAAGGUGUGUGUUCAGCCAAGAACAUUAUAGUGUUUGAUAUCAGAUACAGUCAGGCUAGUAUAACCACGUGCUCUAUGCUGCUUGGAGUUAAGCAAAGCGUUCCUUUGGUUGUCUUCAUUUCAGUGAACAGGGUUCGUAGUCUGGUUGCAUGUUUUUUGAAUAGCUCAAUAAAGUCAAGUGCUUCCUCUGUACAAGUUUGUCUUUUGCUUUGCCUCUGUUUUGGUGGGUUUUCAUUUGACUUAUUUUUCAGUGAUGUCCUGGGAUCCGCACUAGUAAGUCCUUUUCUACAUUCAUGCACUCAAGACCAUCAAAUACUUUCUUUAAGGAUGUCUUGCCCCUUGUUCUGCAGGUAUGGUCGUUCAUUUUAAUUUCCUGGCCUGUGCUUGUUUUCAUAAUCUUGGCCAUUAUCCGUCUCAAAUUUCCUCCAGAACCACAGCCAAACUGUUAUCUCGCACCCCGAAACCUUCCUAGUGCAGGCUUCUUCCCGUUCCUGCAAACCGUGCUGUGCGAUUCAGACGCCAGAUGUAAAGGCACACCGUACACACCAGAAGAUCUCCUACCAAGACUUAAUGGCAUCUCAUCUCUCAGACUUAAGCGGAGGAGAUCGGCUAAUGUGGGCAAGGACAGCCACUCAUCACCUGGGAGUGCUGAGGUUCCUAAAAGCAAGAACACUUUGCUGGCAUUUGGGGAUUUGGUAUCUCAUGGAGAAAGCACCCUUUGGAAUAUUUCAUUGCCAACCAACUCGACUUCCAGCAUCAACGUGUUCAACAGAACGCUCAGUUUUGGAAAGAGUCAGACACAGUACUCAACUGCAGCAAAUCUCAAAGUCAUUCUGUGUGAGAUCUUGUCACGCUAUACAGCACGUCCUGGUCUCACUGAGGGGAAGAUGGCAGCCAGCAUCCACAGGACUUUCUGCUUUACUGACUUGUCUCUUUUAGAGUCAUUUACCCAAGAGUUCAAAAAUCAGCUCUCUCAGGUGCGACUCAACCCACGAUACCAGGCAGUGUUUGUCAAUGAAAUGGUCUCGUUUCUGUUGCUCAUCUCUCAAGUGCAGAAUGACACCUCUUUGUGGCAUCUUCUUUUGCUGGCUCCAGAUGUGUUUCAGGGCAGCAUGCAGUUGCAAGACAUAUUUGAUUACCUUCAGAAUGCAAGCAGUGUUGUGUUGGCAGCUCAAAAUGUCUCUGCAUCAUUUGUGACUGAAGAUAGAUUCAGAACUGUUCAAAACGGGGUUACAGAUUCUCUGUUUUCCCUGAACUGCUCCAAGCAAGAUAAGGGAAAAAGUUUGGUGACCAGCGAUAUUUGUAAUCUCUUUGUUAACUGGAACGACAACCAGACUUUAGUAUCUGACUUGGAGGAAGUUCUGAGAAAAUUAAAGUUACCAGAGAUCGGUGGAAAAGACUCCAAGAGGUCCAUUAAUUCAUAUGAUUUAGAAGCCAUACAAAAGUCUCUGUAUCAUUUAAAAGGCUUUGAGAAAAAAAUGAAUAGAAGUGAAUUAAAAAGCUUAAAUCUAUUCAGAAAUUUCAAGAAUGAAACAUUACAGAAAUUGUAUGCAAUUCUUGAACUGGGAAUGUAUCCACAUCGUGAUUAUAAAUUAAAGGAACCAUAUAAUAAGGAAAUAAUUGAUGAAAUCUAUAACUUCACGUCGCUACAAUUGCAGAAUGACUUUAAUGGGACUUCCAUUUUCAGUACAGUGACCCAGUGGAACGAAAUUCAGACAGCUUUAAAAUUAGCUGCAGUGAUUUGGAAUCCAGAUUUGUUAAAUAAUUCUAAUUUUAACACAGAGCAAACUAAGGAUAUUCUCAAAAUGUUACUCUCCGCUAACAUGCCACCAUUUCUGGGAGACUUAAGAGCCCAUUUAGAUGAAAUACGAGAAAUACCAUCUUUGUUUUCUGACUAUUUGCUUAAACCUGUGUCCUACAAAAACUUUCCAGACCAGCUCCUAGCUCUCCAGAAAAUAUUUUUUAUAAUGACAAAUACGAACAUAGGUUAUCAGUACCUACUGAUGCCUGUGUUUGAACUGAUGCAGAAAGUACAAAGCUCCGUGGGUGAAGCCCGGUGGGACGAGCUGAAUAUCUACUGGCGCGUUGGGGAAAAGCUGAGAUCAAUGAAGUGGAAUAUCACAGGCAUCAUAGCUUAUGGGCAAUUUUUAGAUGUAUUAAACGGCCAUUUACAUAAAGUGAAUAGUAAUUCAAAUAGUUUCUUCAGUGAACAAAUGGAUCAACUGUCAGAAUUUGUAACAGCUGUUUUUAAAGAGUUUGAUGGAGAAAACUCUGAAGUAGCCAAUAUCUCACUGGUCACUCAAGCCAUACAGAAGACCUUGUAUGUAUUAAAAGACUUACAGCUGCGUUAUAAUGUCAGUAAAUUAAAAUCUAUAGAUCUGUUCUUUAAUUUUGACAAUCAAACCUUUGAGAGCUUAUCUGAACUACUGAGGAUAGGGAUGAAAAUCCUUCAUUAUACAGCUGCAAGUGAAACUUCCAGUGAAGGAAAAUUUAACCCUGUCUAUAAUUUAACACAUCUUCUACUGGAGGAGUUCCGUGAGUCUUCCUUACGGCACAAUACUUCAUUAGAGGCAAAAAUUGGGGACUUUCUGCAUUUAGCCUUGAGCCCUUUCCUCAGGGAUAGCGACAGCGAUCACGAGACGCCCCAGAACUGCUCUGCUCGAGACAUUCUCCACAUAACACUUCAGAUGCUGUUUGAAAAUGCCACCCUGAGUGAGUCCUUAGCCAGGAGCCCCUGCGAGCCCCUCUUUGCUUCCAUGGAUGUGGAGAACGGAACAAUGCCCAAUGAAACCUUUACAAAAAUGUUUCAACUUGCCAUAAUGAACCUGAAGCUGUCUCCGGAGUUUGAUAUUGCCUACAAGAACAGCAGCGAACGCUUUGCCAAGGAGCUGUCGUGCAUCAUCCAGUCUUUGCAGUUUUCUCUGAGUCUCCUGUCGGAAUUAAACCUUGUCUCUGAGCUCCAUAACUCCUGGAUACAGGAGAAGACAAAAGCUCUGGCUGCCCUCACGGAGGGGCUGCUGCCGAGCGGUGCAUCCUGCCCCUUUCCGGUCAUGCAGGAUGCGGGUGGUGCGCUCCCGUUUCGGCUUUUGAACAGCCUCGCUCCUUUCACGCUAAACAAAACAGGUUUGGACUCCCUAAAUUUCUCUGGCAGCCCUGCAGACUGGCGUAGGCUGCCUCUGUUUUCCCAUCUGUUACCGACUUUUUCCAUUUGGAACAGUAGUAUAUAUGAACUGCUACAGAUGGAUGGAAGUGCUUCCAACCAGUCUGAAUGGGGACAUUUCGCACGGCUGUGGAACGCCACUGGCAAUGUGUUGACCACCAAGUGGAACUUGACAGAAGUGGAUGAAUAUGUGAAACUCCUGGAAAUUAUGAAUAAAGCUCUAAUUCUUGUGGACAUUGGGGUAGCUCCCAGAAAAACAGAAGUAUAUCAGAUCCUUCGUAACACUAGUGAAGGAAUGAAGUUGUCAGAUCUGAAGGAUUUGUAUAGUUCGUUAAUACCCUUUUUCAAUUUAACUUCUGCUGCAAACAACACAGUGGACUUAGAAAGAAUAUUUCAAGAAAUUGCCCCGCUCUAUAAGGUUGCUGGUGAAAGAUUAUUCUAUCCUAAUCCCUACGGGAAAGAAAGUCAAGAUGUUCUAAGUAUGGCUGCAGUGAUUUGGAAUCAGAUCAUUUUAAAUAAGACUCAUUUUAAUACAGAGAAAGCAUGGGAGGUUAUCAAAAUGAUAGCGCUUCAUGCUGUCCUGCUUGAAGACAUGGAAAAUUAUCUCAGCACAAAGGAAGAAGUGUCAUCAUUAUUUUCUGAUUUCUUGGUGACCCCCAUAACUUCUGAAAACUUUGCAGAAAAGCUCAUGGCCCUUGAGCAGCUUCUUGCUGCCGUGGCAAAGGUGAACACCAGUGAUCAUUAUCUGCUGAUCUCUUCUUUGUCUAAAUUAAUGCAGAGACUCCAGAGUUCUCCUCACAGAAGCCAGGGGAGUGAACUUCUUCAUUUCUGGCAGAUUGCUGAAAUACUCCAGUCCGUAAACUGGGGCAGGAUGGACAGUCUCACUUCCGAAUCACUUCUAGACAUUCUGCAAAAUCAGUUUAAAACCAUGAAAAAUGAUUCCAGUCUUCCUUUCCGUAAGGAGAUGAAGCAGCUGAUAAGCUUUUUGUCUGCCAUAUUUGAGGUGUAUGGUGAAGAAGACUCUAGGGGAGCCAACAUCUCCUUAUAUUCACAAGCCAUACACAUACAGAGGAGUAUAUUCUUUCUCAAAGAUUUACAGAAAAGUUAUAACAUCAAUAAGGGAAAAAGUUUGGUGACCAGCGAUAUUUGUAAUCUCUUUGUUAACUGGAACGACAACCAGACUUUAGUAUCUGACUUGGAGGAAGUUCUGAGUACAGUGACCCAGUGGAACGAAAUUCAGACAGCUUUAAAAUUAGCUGCAGUGAUUUGGAAUCCAGAUUUGUUAAAUAAUUCUAAUUUUAACACAGAGCAAACUAAGGAUAUUCUCAAAAUGUUACUCUCCGCUAACAUGCCACCAUUUCUGGGAGACUUAAGAGCCCAUUUAGAUGAAAUACGAGAAAUACCAUCUUUGUUUUCUGACUAUUUGCUUAAACCUGUGUCCUACAAAAACUUUCCAGACCAGCUCCUAGCUCUCCAGAAAAUAUUUUUUAUAAUGACAAAUACGAACAUAGGUUAUCAGUACCUACUGAUGCCUGUGUUUGAACUGAUGCAGAAAGUACAAAGCUCCGUGGGUGAAGCCCGGUGGGAUGAGUUGAAUAUCUACUGGCGCGUUGGGGAAAAGCUGAGAUCAAUGAAGUGGAAUAUCACAGGCAUCAUAGCUUAUGGGCAAUUUUUAGAUGUAUUAAACGGCCAUUUACAUAAAGUGAAUAGUAAUUCAAAUAGUUUCUUCAGUGAACAAAUGGAUCAACUGUCAGAAUUUGUAACAGCUGUUUUUAAAGAGUUUGAUGGAGAAAACUCUGAAGUAGCCAAUAUCUCACUGGUCACUCAAGCCAUACAGAAGACCUUGUAUGUAUUAAAAGACUUACAGCUGCGUUAUAAUGUCAGUAAAUUAAAAUCUAUAGAUCUGUUCUUUAAUUUUGACAAUCAAACCUUUGAGAGCUUAUCUGAACUACUGAGGAUAGGGAUGAAAAUCCUUCAUUAUACAGCUGCAAGUGAAACUUCCAGUGAAGGAAAAUUUAACCCUGUCUAUAAUUUAACACAUCUUCUACUGGAGGAGUUCCGUGAGUCUUCCUUACGGCACAAUACUUCAUUAGAGGCAAAAAUUGGGGACUUUCUGCAUUUAGCCUUGAGCCCUUUCCUCAGGGAUAGCGACAGCGAUCACGAGACGCCCCAGAACUGCUCUGCUCGAGACAUUCUCCACAUAACACUUCAGAUGCUGUUUGAAAAUGCCACCCUGAGUGAGUCCUUAGCCAGGAGCCCCUGCGAGCCCCUCUUUGCUUCCAUGGAUGUGGAGAACGGAACAAUGCCCAAUGAAACCUUUACAAAAAUGUUUCAACUUGCCAUAAUGAACCUGAAGCUGUCUCCGGAGUUUGAUAUUGCCUACAAGAACAGCAGCGAACGCUUUGCCAAGGAGCUGUCGUGCAUCAUCCAGUCUUUGCAGUUUUCUCUGAGUCUCCUGUCGAAAUUAAACCUUGUCUCUGAGCUCCAUAACUCCUGGAUACAGGAGAAGACAAAAGCUCUGGCUGCCCUCACGGAGGGGCUGCUGCCGAGCGGUGCAUCCUGCCCCUUUCCGGUCAUGCAGGAUGCGGGUGGUGCGCUCCCGUUUCGGCUUUUGAACAGCCUCGCUCCUUUCACGCUAAACAAAACAG
This is a messenger RNA of Struthio camelus australis, 7694 nucleotides long. The record is from RefSeq and is a predicted model, not a curated record. NCBI's taxonomy places the organism in Eukaryota, Metazoa, Chordata, Aves, Struthioniformes, Struthionidae.